Messenger RNA from Adineta ricciae, 1599 nucleotides. The record is from the annotation of a GenBank genome assembly. Lineage: Eukaryota; Metazoa; Rotifera; Eurotatoria; Adinetida; Adinetidae.
AUGGCAUCAACGUCUACACAUAAUAUACUUCAUCAAAAAUUAUUUGAUGGUAAAAGCAAAACAAUCUACUCAAUUAUUGAUCAGCCUAGUCUUAUCUGUAUUCAUCGAAAAGAUUACUAUGAUCCAUCAGCUUCAACACUUAGCAUUCCCGGCAACCGUCGAUCUAGCUUUGACAGUAUCGCUCGUUUAAAUAAUCAGCAGCAAAAUCGCAGUCCGACGGAUAGUCUUAGCAAAGGCGUAUUAACAACAUCGAUCACAACAUGUGUUUAUGAAAUUUUACGCGAAGCAUCGAUUCCAACGUUUUAUGUCGCUCCAUAUAAUCAACCCGAUAUGUUUAUUGCCAAAAGAUGUACAAUGAUACCAAUCCUAUGGAUUAUUCGUCGUUUAGCAACUGAAACCUAUGUGAAACGAAAUCCCGGUAUUGUCAAUGGUCAUCGUUUCGUGCCUCCAAUUAUUGAAAUCGUUUAUAAACGUCAUUCGUUACUCGAGAAGCAAUCAACGAUUGACAUCAAUGACGAGACUCUUGAAUCCGAUCGCGAAAGUCAAUUCGAUGAUGAUGAAUUAGACGCCGAUGAAUGUAUUUCAUCCAUAUGGUCGUACGAGCAAUUAUUAAAUACAAAUAUUCAUACUGAAAACUUGAAAAUUUCUCAAACUGAUGUUGAAUAUAUGUAUGAAAUAUGUUGUACAGUUUUCGACAUACUUGAACAUGUGUGGAUGGUGAAAAAGAACUGUCAAUUGAUCGAUCUAAAAAUUGAAUUUGGUAUAACGUCAAUAGCACCAAAAGAAAUCGUUAUCGCUAACGUGUAUGGUGUUGAAACUUGGCAUUUAUUACGGCCAAUUGAAAAAACUAUAUCGACUGGAAGUGAUCUACUCCAAGAGAAUCUCAUUUGGAUCAAUAAUUCCUUACGAGAUAUACUUGAAUUAAACAUUAAUCUCCCAACAACAGCAAGAGUACUCUCACGACGUGAAAGUGACGAACAAAAGAUGUCGAAUAUCAUACCUGAAUAUGAACAUAUCCAUAUAGACAAUGGUAUCUUGUCAUUAAACCUCUAUUCAACACCAUUAAUGACGAGUCGUUGUGUGAUUAUUUGUGCAUCAUUGCAGGAUGCUGAACAUGGUCAAAAAAUCAAAACGAUUCUUAAUGAAACAUACAACAUUCAAUGUGAUAUUCGUCUUUAUUCGAUCUAUAAAUCUACUCAAACAGUAUUGAAGUUUCUAUCUAACUACGGACAUGAACACUGUCGACCAACUGUUAUUGUCACACUUGGUAACAUCAACAAUGGUCUUGCAAUGUGUCUUUCAUCGAAUUGUCAAUAUCCGGUCAUACAUUGUUCUUUAAUAAAUAUUGAACAACAAAACAAUUUAUUCGAUAUUAAUUCAUAUGUAUCCAACGAUACGUCAUUGUUUACUGUCGUAUUUACAAUCGCAAGUGCUAUACAGAAUGUCGUACAGAUACUUGCUAUGAACGAUUGGAGAUUGUGGGUCAAGCUCCGUGGUAAACGAUUCAAAAAAUAUAUGGAGUUGAUCAUUGCUGAUCAACAACUGUUGAAGACACAAACGACGAAGAAAGCGAAUAGUGGAGCACUUAUGAAUAAAUAA